UCCAUCGUAGGCGGGAGCAGCAGCAGCGGUCAAAUCUGCUCUGGUUAGGAGGGGCCCCAGUGUAGAGGUAGCAGCAGCAGCAGCACUGUGGCUGUGGUGCAGACCGGAGCCCCGAUACAUGCCUGCAUCUCAUCCAGUCGUGUGGAGCCGCUAGUUGCGCACAGAGACGCGUCAGGGGGACACAUCGGACUGCAGCUCGGUGAACAGGAUCUAACUGCUGCUUCGCGGACGAACACCAGGUGGCCAGUUGCUCUGGUAAACCCCAGAUAAGAUGUCUCAUCGGAGUGGUCAAGAGGACCCAGAACGGUACCUGUUUGUGGACCGGGCUGUGGUGUACAACCCCGCCACACAGGCUGACUGGACAGCCAAGAAGCUGGUGUGGAUACCCUCAGAGCGCCAUGGUUUUGAGGCGGCCAGUAUCCGGGAGGAGCGUGGCGAGGAGGUGCUGGUGGAGCUGGCCGAGAACGGGAAGAAGAUGGUGAUCAACAAGGAUGACAUCCAGAAGAUGAACCCACCCAAGUUUAGCAAGGUGGAAGACAUGGCCGAGCUCACCUGCCUGAAUGAGGCGUCUGUGCUGCACAACCUGAAGGACCGCUACUAUUCAGGACUCAUAUAUACAUACUCUGGCCUGUUCUGUGUGGUCAUCAACCCCUACAAGAACCUGCCCAUCUAUUCAGAGAACAUCAUUGAGAUGUAUAGAGGGAAGAAGAGGCACGAGAUGCCUCCACACAUCUAUGCCAUCUCUGAGUCGGCAUACCGCUGCAUGCUUCAAGAUCGUGAGGACCAAUCAAUCCUUUGCACAGGUGAAUCAGGAGCUGGCAAGACUGAGAACACGAAGAAGGUCAUCCAGUACCUGGCCCACGUUGCCUCCUCACACAAAGGACGCAAAGACCACAACAUUCCUCCCGAAUCUCCCAAAGCAUUCAAGCUCCAGGGUGAGUUGGAACGCCAGCUCCUGCAAGCCAACCCCAUCCUCGAAUCUUUUGGCAAUGCCAAGACAGUGAAAAAUGACAACUCAUCUCGCUUUGGGAAGUUCAUCAGAAUAAACUUUGACGUCACGGGCUACAUCGUCGGGGCCAACAUUGAAACUUAUCUUCUGGAGAAGUCGAGGGCCAUCAGACAGGCCAAAGAUGAGAGGACCUUCCACAUUUUCUACCGCCUGCUGGCAGGGGCCGGAGAGCAUCUCCGAACCGACCUGCUCCUCGAAGGUUUUAACAACUACCGUUUCCUGUCAAAUGGCAACAUUCCCAUCCCUGGUCAGCAGGACAAGGAAAACUUCCAGGAGACUCUGGAUGCCAUGCACAUCAUGAGCUUCUCCCAUGACGAGAUUGUCUGCAUGUUGAAGGUGGUCUCUGCAGUGCUGCAGUUUGGCAACAUUGUCUUUAAGAAAGAGAGGAACACUGAUCAGGCCUCCAUGCCCGAGAACACAGUGGCGCAGAAGCUCUGCCACCUGCUUGGGAUGAAUGUGAUGGAGUUCACCAGAGCUAUCCUCACCCCGCGGAUCAAAGUGGGACGUGACUACGUACAGAAGGCACAGACCAAAGAACAGGCUGACUUUGCUGUUGAAGCCCUGGCUAAGGCAACAUAUGAGCGUCUGUUCCGCUGGCUGGUCCACCGCAUCAACAAGGCCCUGGACAGGACCAAACGUCAGGGGGCGUCUUUCAUCGGCAUCCUGGAUAUCGCUGGCUUUGAAAUCUUUGAGUUGAACUCAUUUGAGCAGCUUUGUAUCAACUACACCAAUGAGAAGCUGCAGCAGCUCUUCAACCACACCAUGUUCAUCUUGGAGCAGGAGGAGUACCAGAGGGAGGGCAUUGAGUGGAGCUUCAUCGACUUCGGCCUGGACCUGCAGCCGUGCAUCGACCUCAUUGAGAGGCCGAAUAACCCUCCUGGUAUCCUCGCUCUGCUGGAUGAGGAGUGCUGGUUUCCCAAGGCCACCGACAAGACCUUCAUAGACAAGGUCCUCCAGGAGCAAGGCACACACACCAAGUUUCAGAAGCCGCGUCAGCUCAAGGACAAAGCUGACUUCUGCAUUAUUCACUACGCAGGGAGGGUGGACUAUAAAGCUGAUGAAUGGCUCAUGAAGAACAUGGAUCCCCUAAAUGACAACGUGGCAACGCUGCUGCACCAGUCAACUGACAAGUUUGUGGCUGAGCUCUGGAAAGAUGACAUUCAGACGUUUCAGAGAGCCUCUUUCUAUGACAAUGUGUCUGGGCUCCAUGAAGCUCCAGUUGACAGAAUCGUGGGUCUGGACCAGGUUGCGGGCAUGAACGAGACGGCGUUUGGUGCCGCCUACAAGACCAAGAAGGGCAUGUUCCGCACCGUGGGUCAGCUGUACAAGGAGCAGUUAUCGAAGCUGAUGGCCACACUGAGGAACACCAAUCCCAACUUUGUCCGCUGCAUCAUCCCAAACCACGAGAAAAGGGCUGGUAAACUGGACCCCCACCUGGUUCUGGACCAGCUGAGGUGUAACGGUGUGCUGGAGGGGAUUCGUAUCUGCAGACAGGGCUUCCCCAACCGCAUCGUCUUCCAGGAGUUCAGACAGAGGUAUGAGAUCCUCACCCCGAACGCCAUUCCCAAAGGCUUCAUGGAUGGCAAACAGGCCUGUGAGAGGAUGAUUAAAGCCCUGGAGCUGGACGGCAACCUGUUCCGUAUUGGCCAGAGUAAGAUCUUCUUCAGGGCUGGAGUCCUGGCCCACCUGGAGGAAGAGAGGGAUCUGAAGAUCACUGACAUCAUCAUUUACUUCCAGGCCGUGUGUCGGGGAUAUCUGGCACGCAAGGCCUUUGCUAAGAAGCAGCAGCAGCUCAGCGCUCUGAAGGUUCUCCAGAGGAACUGCGCAGCCUACCUGAAGCUGCGUCACUGGCAGUGGUGGAGACUCUUCACCAAGGUGAAGCCUCUGCUGCAGGUGACCCGGCAGGAGGAGGAGAUGCAGGCUAAAGAUGAGGAGCUGGUCAAGGUGAAGGAGAAGCAGACCAAGGUGGAGGGAGAGCUGGUGGAGAUGGAGAGGAAAUACCAGCAGUUAACAGAGGAGAAGAACAUCCUGGCAGAGCAGCUGCAGGCGGAGACAGAGCUGUUUGCAGAGGCUGAGGAGAUGAGAGCUCGCCUGGCCUCCAAAAAGCAAGAGCUGGAGGAGAUCCUUCAUGACCUGGAGUCCCGGCUGGAGGAGGAAGAAGAGAGGACCCAGGGCAUGCAGAACGAGAAGAAGAAGAUGCAGUCCCAUAUCCAGGAUCUGGAGGAACAGUUGGAUGAGGAGGAGGCUGCCAGACAGAAGCUGCAGCUGGAGAAAGUGACGGCUGAGGCCAAAAUGAAGAAAUUUGAAGAGGACAUUUUGCUACUAGAAGACCAGAACUCCAAGUUCCUCAAGGAAAAGAAGCUGUUGGACGACAGAAUCAGUGAGAUGACCUCGAUGCUAGCCGAAGAGGAAGAAAAAGCCAAGAACUUGGGAAAGGUCAAGAACAAGCAGGAGAUGAUGAUGGUCGACCUGGAGGAGAGACUGAAGAAGGAGGAGAAGACCCGUCAGGAGCUGGAGAAGGCUAAGAGGAAGCUGGACGGGGAGACGUCCGACUUGCAGGACCAGAUAGCCGAGCUGCAGGUGCAGACAGAGGAGCUGAAAAUUCAGCUGGGCAAGAAGGAAGAUGAGCAGCAGAUGAUGCAGGCGAGGGGCGAGGACGAGAUUGGCCAGAAGAACAACGCUCUGAAACAGGUGAGGGAGCUGCAGGCCCAGCUGUCUGAGCUGCAGGAGGACCUCGAGUCGGAGAAAGUGGCCAGAAACAAGGCUGAGAAACUCAAGAGGGACUUGAGUGAAGAGCUUGAGGCCCUUAAGACUGAACUGGAGGACACCCUUGAUACAACCGCUGCCCAGCAGGAACUUCGGACCAAGCGAGAACAGGAGGUUGCAGAGCUGAAGAAGACCAUCGAUGAGGAGACUAAAAACCAUGAAUCUCAGAUCCAGGAGAUGCGACAGAGGCAUGCCACCGCCUUGGAGGAGCUGUCUGAACAGCUGGAGCAGGCCAAGAGGUUCAAGGCCAACCUGGAAAAGACCAAGCAGAGCCAGGAGAGUGCCAACAAGGAGCUGGCCUGCGAGGUCAAGGGCCUGCAACAGGCAAAGGCGGAGUCUGAACACAAGAGGAAGAAGCUGGAGGGUCAGCUGCAGGAGUUCAUGGCCAGGGUCACUGAGGGAGAGAGGGCCAAGGGGGAACUGUUGGAACGUGCACACAAACUACAGACUGAGUUGGACAAUGUGUCCACCUUGCUGGAGGAUGCAGAGAGGAAAGUUAUCAAGACGACCAAAGACGUCUCUGGAUUAGAAAGUCAGCUACAAGACACACAGGAGCUGCUCCAGGAGGAGACUCGUCAGAAGCUGAACCUCAGCAGUCGUAUACGCCAGCUGGAGGAGGAGAAGAGCGCUCUGCAGGAGCAGCAGGAGGAAGAUGAGGAGGCGCGCAAGAACCUGGAGAAGCAGAUGUUGACUCUACAGGCUCAGCUGUCCGAGAGCAAGAAGAAGCUGGAGGAUGACGUUGGAACAAUAGAGGGACUGGAGGAGAUGAAGAAGAAGCUGCAGAAGGACCUGGAGCUGGCCAGCCAGCGUCUGGAAGAGAAGACCAUCGGUUUUGAGAAGAUGGAGAAGACAAAGACCCGUCUGCAGCAGGAGCUGGAUGAUCUGACUGUAGACCUGGAUCACCAGAGACAGAUCGUCUCCAACCUGGAGAAGAAGCAGAAGAAAUUUGACCAGAUGCUGGCUGAAGAGAAGAGCAUAUCAGCCCGUUACGCUGAAGAGCGUGACCGCGCUGAAGCUGAGGCCAGGGAGAAGGAGACCAAAGCUCUGUCUAUGGCCAGAGCUCUGGACGAGGCGCUGGAGGCCAAAGAGGAGCUGGAGAGGGUUAACAAGCAGCUUCGUGCCGAAAUGGAAGAUCUGAUGAGCUCCAAGGACGACGUGGGCAAGAACGUCCACGAGCUAGAGAAGUCCAAGCGUACUCUGGAGCAGCAGCUGGAGGAGAUGAAGACUCAGCUGGAGGAGCUGGAGGACGAGCUGCAGGCCACAGAGGACGCCAAGCUGCGUCUGGAGGUCAACAUGCAGGCCAUGAAAGCCCAGUAUGAGAGAGACCUCCAGGGCCGGGACGACCAGAACGACGAGAAGAAGAGAGCGUUAGUCAAGCAGGUGCGAGAGAUGGAGGCAGAGCUGGAGGACGAGAGGAAGCAGAGAGGUUUGGCUGUAGCUGCUAAAAAGAAGCUGGAGAUGGAUCUGAAGGAUAUAGAGGGUCACAUAGAGGGAGCCAACAAGGCUCGAGAUGAAGCCAUCAAACAGCUGCGCAAGUUACAGGCCCAAAUGAAGGACUACCAGCGAGAGUUAGAAGACGCCCGUGCUUCUAGAGAUGAUAUUUUCGCCAUAUCCAAGGAAAAUGAGAAGAAACUGAAGAGUCUGGAGGCUGAGAUUGUACAGCUGCAUGAGGACCUGGCAGCAUCUGAGAGGGGCCGACGCCACGCAGAGCAGGAACGAGAUGAGCUGCAAGAUGAAAUCUCAAACAGCACCUCUGGAAAGUCUGCUCUGAUGGAUGAGAAGAGGAGGCUGGAGGCUCGCAUCGCUCAGCUGGAGGAGGAGCUGGAAGAGGAGCAGGGCAACAUGGAGCUGCUCAACGACCGCUUCAGAAAGACAACCAUGCAGGUGGACACCCUGACCACAGAGCUGAGUGCAGAGCGCAGCACGGGACAGAAGAGCGAAAACGCUCGGCAGCAACUGGAGCGUCAAAACAAGGAGCUGCGGGCCAAGCUGGGAGAGCUGGAGGGUUCUGUGAAGAACAGGUUCAAGGCCUCCAUCACCGCCCUGGAGGCCAAGAUAGCACAGCUGGAGGAACAGCUGGAGCAGGAGGCCAAGGAGCGAGCAGCCGCCAACAAGACCGUGAGAAGGACCGAGAAGAAGCUGAAAGAAAUCUGCAUGCAAGUGGAGGAUGAGCGUCGCCACGCCGACCAGUUUAAAGAACAAGUGGAAAAGGCUAGCUCUCGUAUGAAGCAGCUGAAGCGUCAGCUGGAGGAGGCUGAGGAAGAAGCCACGAGGGCCAACGCCUCACGCAGGAAACUGCAGAGAGAGCUAGAUGACGCCACCGAGGCCAGCGAGGGCCUGAGCCGCGAGGUUCACACACUCAAGAACCGCCUCAGGCGCGGUGGCCCCAUCAGCUUCUCCUCCACUCGCCCAGGCAGACGUCCUCUUCAGGUUGAGGGAACUUCCUUGGACCUCCUGUCCGACGACGAGCUGGAAAACAAGAUCACCGACAACAAUGCCAAUGAGACGCCGGCGCCGCAGCCGGAGUAGAGGAGGGAAAGCCUUAACUUUUGCUCCCCCAUCAGCGAAUCAUCUCUCAGCCCCAACACAGAUACUUCCUCCCAGCUUGAAUAGGGACCCUCGUCCUGCCCCUCUGGUCCAUGUCUGUAAAGAUCUGAUCUCUCCAAACACAAGCAGCAUGAUCUCAGCAACAGAAUCCCCAUAUUCCUAAACCGUAGCAGACACCAGCAGUUGGACCCCCAACGCUCUCUUUACCAACCCCACUUAAAGUUUUAAAGAAGCACUACUCUGCCUUACCCCUCCUCAAGCUGCAGGGCUGCAUAACGCCAUAGCAACUUCCAUAAUGCGUCGAGUACUUCAGUAACCUGAAUGGGAGCUGAGCUGCAUCACAGAUAGAAGUGCUUUACUUCAAUAAUGCACAAAAACAGAUGCACAUGUGCAGACAUCGUCGACUAAAAAACCCGCACACAUUACAGACACAUGAACCCCCUGAUUGAGCUCAUGAGGUGAUGAUAAUUAUCCUCUGCUGGACCGGUCGACUGUAUCAUAAAGAUGGACGAUGUGACAGCUCCCCAAAAGUGGAGUAACUAACUAAUUUUUCCCCAAAUGUGGUGUCUGUCAUUUUGGGCAGUUCUUAUCACGCUGAUGUUUGUUCUUUUGUUUUUCUGAUUUUGGUAUUAAGUAGCUAUUUGCAGCCCGUUAUCAUUCUCCACUCGUCAAAGGCCGCCGCUUUGUCAGUGAUUUUAGUGUCAGGUACUGACACACAAAGGCUCCUUUCAUGGUGAUAUGAUACACUGUCGGGCAGCAACAGCUUGUAACGGCACCGACAGCAACUUUAUAAAAAGAACUGAUAAAGUCCCUGUAUGUCAGGCGGGAGGGGAGGUGGAUGGGCCCAACAAUCCCCGGACAUUGAGGGGAAAUAGGGAGUGCAGCACUGGGUUAAGGCUCUGUGUAGUUAGCUGUAAAAUAUCAGGUGCACUUCAGGAUGAGGCAGAGUCACUUAAAGAUAAAAAACAAUGACUGCCCAGCUCACUCAGUGUAAAAGCCGUGUAGGCAGGCAGUCCAAAAAUGUAACCGAGGCAAUCUGACUGUAGUUGAAAAUCCUUUAAUAAUACACAGACAACUAACACAGGGUUUAAAAUGCACUGGACACAGGUGUGCAAUUUAAAAGCUCAUGUGAGCAGGAAGGUUUGUUGCCGAGUUUAUUUUGUAAUAUAGGUUGAGAAUGAAACCAGGCGGGGAAAGACGGGGUUAUCAUGUCCUGACGCUGAGUGACGGACCUGUCAGUCUACGUGUCAUUCUCCUCUGCAAACUCUGAUUUAAUACUUUUUCGCUAUGUCUGGUGAAACUCGUGUGGUUUUAUUUCUCAUAUCAAUGGUAACCAUGGCAACAGGAACAAUCCCUUUUUGUUCUGGUCACAUGUUCAACACACAGUUGCUGAAGACAAAAAUGUAGCUCAGACUGGUUGUUAGUCGUUACAGACACAGACAGUGCAACAGGUACCAGAAUGCAAAGUUAAUAUUAGCUAAAUAUUUGUUAAAAGUGUUAAAAGUCCACAGACAAAGCGGCGAUAUUUGACAAGUUGGGAUGCGAACAUGUUAUUUGCUACUAUUAAAAGGGGGGGUUUAAGCUGUGUGUGCCAAUCGUUGUGCUUGUGAUUAAUGGCGCUGCUCGCGAUUGGUCGGACGGCGGGAACUCGGUACGGCGGAGAUCACUACUGCACAGACUUCAGCUCCAAAUGACGUCACAAGCACAAGAUGGCAGCAGCUGUAUCCGGGAUAUUUUGGCUUCAUUUUUGCACCGUGGGAGGAAGUGAAGACGUGUCGUCCAUCUUUAUAUACAGUCUUUGGUUGGACCAGUAUUCAGCUGUUUAAAAUGCUUCCAGAUGCUAAAAUAACAGCGUCGCUAUAUUGGGAAGGAACAGAUCAGGAUGAAAGCAAACUUUAUUUUUGCAUCAAUCUACAGUAUAUACAGUAUGUCCAUCAUAUGAAUCAGUUUAGUUAUGUUAGUCAAACUGUAACUGAAUAGUAUUUUUCCAGUCCUAUGCUAGGAUUGUUUGCUUGCAUAUGAAUAUAGAAAUGUGACUGUAAGCUGCCUUGUCGCCUCAGUGCUACAAAACGUUGCUCUUUUUUGACGGUUUUGUUUUCUCAUGAUGAUGUUUGACAGUAGGUCAGUGCUGACUUGUAAUUAUUUUUGGUGUGAGUGCUGAAAGCAGCAGCAAUCACACUCAUACUCUUUUGCUUUCUUCUUCUUCUUCUUCUUCUGUGCCUUUUUUCGCUCUCUCAAAACUCAAAACCCAUUUAUGCCACAUAUACUGUUCAUAUAUUGAACCAUGCCGAAGGUAUUUUCAUAAAAUAUUCAUAAAUUUGCAUAUGUAAUGAGACAAUAGUGGGAAACUGAUUUUUCUUUGAUUUGUAUGUCCUGCUACAGCUUGUAUGUUACCACAACGAUUGAUAUGUCGAACCGUGCGGGAUUCUUUGUAGAUGGGUGCUAUGACUUUUCUUAUUGAUAACUUUUAUACUUUUUGAGUUAUUAAGAUUUAAAAACAAUCCAAUAGACAUCAACUGUAUUUAUAUCUGCUAUUGUAUACAGUGCAAACUCCAUUCAUAUUUCAAAAUGCUCAGUAUUGCACAUCGAUCAACUGUACCUAUGCUCAUUAUCAUGACAUGUACAGUUUAUGAAUUAUUAGGAGCUAUAUGAUACAUUAAAGUCUAUGGAGCCCAACUCA
This is a messenger RNA of Epinephelus fuscoguttatus (brown-marbled grouper), 9002 nucleotides long. Its product is annotated as myosin-10-like. Gene Ontology annotation, molecular function: ATP binding; cytoskeletal motor activity; actin filament binding. Lineage: Eukaryota; Metazoa; Chordata; Actinopteri; Perciformes; Serranidae. The coding region runs from base 272 to 6304 and encodes 2010 amino acids. The transcript is spliced from 43 exons. Gene Ontology annotation, cellular component: myosin complex. The record is from RefSeq and is a predicted model, not a curated record.